AUGGAAUAUGAGGAUCUGAACUUUAUGACGAAGGCUCCUCCAGAGUCCAAUUAUCAAUUUAAAUAUUAUCUGCCACAUCACGGUAUGCUCAAACCUUACAGCACCACAACAAAACUAAGAAUGAUAUUUAAUGGCUUCAGUAUAUCAACAUCAGGUUCUUCAAUCAACGACAUCAUGCAUACUGGACCCAAUUUGAAUCCAGACAAAUCAAAUAUGACCGGUGCCUUCAGAAUCCUGUGGAUAGUCGAACAACAGGUAGAAGUACCUUAUCAGUUAACAAUAGUCACCUACGGUAGAAAGGCUGCCGUAUUUCUGGAAAUCAGAACAUUGCUCCAAUUAGUAGAGGAUGACAGAUGUAGAUACCCUCUUGCUGUGCCUUCCAUCGGUCAUGGAAGAUAUGUCCAUGACAUUUUCAGAAAUACAGAUAGUCCCGAACAACUAAUCAAGGAAUGUGCGCAUAUUCCUGCUAAUAUUUACAACAUUAGCAGACAUACUAUGUACACAACAAGGGGCAUACUUCUUACCAAGGAGUAUGCACCAUCCAUUGCUGAUCCUUACAAGAUUAGCAACAUCAUUACCAUUAAGGAGCAAUCACAGUAUUAUGUUGAAAGUAAAGGAUUAACGGGAUUAAUUACUUUUGAUAAUGCAGGAUUUCGAAGUAACUUUGAAAUCGAAAUAUUCAAACUAACAUUUUCUGGAAUACAAGUAAUUGGAAAAUGGAAUUCUACGAGAAAUAUAGAAUGGAUCACAGAUGCAUCUAUAGGUAUUCAUUCGGGCACUCUUAGUUUUCGCAAUACAACGUUUAGAGUACUUAUAGCAUUGACUAAACCUUACGGAAUGCUGAAAGAAACAGUUUUUAAAAUGUCAGGAAAUGAUCAGUAUGAAGGUUUUGCCAUAGAUAUAAUUCAUGAAAUCAGUAAAAUGUUAGGAUUUAACUAUACUUUCUCUGUACAAACUGAUAAUAAUUAUGGAUCCUUUAAUAGAGAAACAGGACAUUGGAAUGGAAUGCUAAAAAAAAUUAUCGAUAAUGAAGCUGACUUAGCUAUUACAGAUCUUACAAUAACUGCCGAACGUGAAACCGCUGUUGACUUUACUAUGCCAUUUAUGAAUCUAGGUAUUAGUAUUUUAUAUCAAAAACCAAAACCAGCAUCACCAAGUUUAAUGUCUUUUUUACUACCAUUUUCUACAAAUGUAUGGUUAUAUUUAAUAGGAGUUUAUUUAAUUGUAUCAAUGCUUUUCUUUGUUAUUGGAAGAAUGUGUCCAACUGAAUGGAAUAAUAUAUAUCCAUGCAUUGAAGAGCCAGAAGAACUAGAGAAUCAAUUUACUAUAAAAAAUUCAUUAUGGUUUUGUAUAGGAGCUAUUAUGCAGCAAGGUUCAGAAAUAGCUCCAAUAGGACAUUCUACAAGAAUGUUGGCUGGAUGUUGGUGGUUCUUUUGCUUAAUAAUGGUGUCUUCAUAUACUGCAAAUCUUGCUGCAUUUCUUACAGUAGAAACAGUAGAAAGACCUAUAAAAAAUGCUGAGGAUUUAGCAAAUCAAGAUGUAAUAAGAUAUGGAGCUAAAAAGGGUGGAUCCACAUUAGGAUUCUUUAAAGAUUCAAAUUCUUCAACAUAUUCAAAAAUGUAUCAAUACAUGAUAGACAAUGCAAAAGAAGUACUUACAUCUGAUAACGACGAGGGUAAGAUAAAAACUAUUAAUGAAAACUAUGCGUUUCUUAUGGAAUCAUCAUCUAUAGAUUAUAUACAAGAAAGAGAGUGCAAUCUUACCCAAAUUGGAGGACUGUUGGAUCAGAAAGGUUAUGGAAUAGCUAUGAGGAAAAAUGCUACUUAUAGAAAUGAAUUAAGUGGUGCAGUAUUAAAACUACAAGAAAUGGGUAUACUAACUGCAUUAAAAAAUAAAUGGUGGAAGGAAAAGGGUGGUGGAGGACACUGUCAAGAAGAUUCUGGAGGUGGUCAAGCAGAAGAGCUUGGACUAGCAAAUGUUGGUGGAGUUUUUCUUGUACUCAUUGUCGGUGUGUCACUUUCAUUUUUCGAUUGAUUUACAAAAUAAAUUAAAACGUGAAUUAAAUUUUAUAAUAAAGCUUGGCAUUUCUACGAAGCCGCUUAAAUAUGAAGAAGAUUAAUAAUUAACAAUCACAAUCGU
Molecule: messenger RNA, 2139 nt
Organism: Ceratosolen solmsi marchali
Lineage: Eukaryota; Metazoa; Arthropoda; Insecta; Hymenoptera; Agaonidae
Product: glutamate receptor ionotropic, kainate 2-like
Exons: 12
Coding region: 1-2034 (677 amino acids)
Biological process (GO): monoatomic ion transport
Cellular component (GO): membrane
Molecular function (GO): ligand-gated monoatomic ion channel activity; signaling receptor activity
Source: RefSeq, a predicted model, not a curated record